Molecule: messenger RNA, 2317 nt
Organism: Ictalurus punctatus (channel catfish)
Lineage: Eukaryota; Metazoa; Chordata; Actinopteri; Siluriformes; Ictaluridae
Gene: pim2
Product: Pim-2 proto-oncogene, serine/threonine kinase
Exons: 7
Coding region: 200-1123 (307 amino acids)
Biological process (GO): regulation of mitotic cell cycle; negative regulation of apoptotic process; protein autophosphorylation
Cellular component (GO): cytoplasm
Molecular function (GO): protein serine/threonine kinase activity; ATP binding
Source: RefSeq, a predicted model, not a curated record
AAGCCUGAGGAGGGACACAGAUACACACACACAAGCACAGCGGCUGUGCUGAGUGAACAUAUCAGAGGAGACACUUGAACGGGUUUAGAACAUGGAUAUGCAGCGCUGAGGACUUUAUAGCAGAUUCUUCUGCUUUGUCGCGCAUUUUGUGGAUACUUUUACAAAUAUUUUUUCUCUCUCUUUUCAACUAAGUAUAAAUAUGUUGGAUAAACGUGUAGUUGAUUCGCACCGGGACCAAACAGAAGACGUGAGGGGAAAAUCCGCUCCAGGUAAGGAGUCGUUUGAGAAGCAGUAUAAGUUAGGAGCGCUGCUGGGAAGCGGUGGAUUCGGCUCUGUGUUUUCGGGACAGCGAAUCUCCGAUGGUUUACAGGUCGCUAUCAAACAAGUGUGCCAUGACAGAGUGCAGCAGUGGGCAGGACUGACUGGUGAAUCAAGCACAGUCCCCAUGGAGGUGGCACUCCUGCUGAAGCUCGGUGGUUCAGGUCACCCUAGCAUCAUCCGCAUGCUCGACUGGUUUGAGGUGCCCGGUCAGGGUUUCUUUAUCGUCUUCGAGAGACCGCAGCCGUGUCAGGACCUAUUCGACUUCAUCACCGAGCGCGGUGCCAUAGAUGAACCGAUCGCACGAAGGUUUCUGAAGCAGGUGGUUGAAGCGGUUCAGUUUUGCCACUCGAGGGGAAUUGUCCAUCGAGACAUCAAAGACGAGAACAUUCUAGUGGACACACGUACCGGAGACGUCAAGAUCAUCGACUUUGGAUCUGGCGCUCUGCUGAAGGACACUGCCUACACAGACUUUGAAGGAACCAGAGUUUACAGCCCACCUGAGUGGAUCCUUCAUCAGCGUUACGAAGCACUUCCACUCACCGUCUGGUCUCUGGGCGUCCUUCUGUUUGACAUGGUGUGUGGAGACAUUCCCUUUGAGAGAGAUGGAGACAUAGUCAAGGCGACGCCCAGUUUCACUAAGCGUGUCUCUAAAGAAUGCCAGUCUCUCAUUCGCCGGUGCCUGGCGUACCGCCCCGAAGAGCGUCCAAGCUUAGAGCAGAUUUUGCUACAUCCCUGGAUGACAGAGAACUCGGAAGACAUCGGAGACCUGCGGGACGACAGCAACAUCGCGCCGAGUCUUUAAUUUGAAAACAUGGACCGGUUUAAAGAUGGCUGUCGAAACCUCACGCCUGCUGUUUUGAUUAUACACUGGAUUACAUCCCACUUUUACACUGGCCUCUCAACACAUCCUUAUUUAUGGAAAAGUUCUCCGGCAUUGCGUCGUCCCACGGACGCCGUCCCGUCUCCCGUCCCCUGUUCUCCAGCCCACCACAUGUGUAUCUUGAAUCUACACUGCUACACACAACCGAUGCACACGAUAAAUAGUUUUAUUUAUUUACCUAUUUAUUAACACAGACACAUUGUAGGUAUUUAUCUCCUGGACUACAGGGAUGAAGUUUCAGCUCUGUUCCCGUUCACGCUAAAGGACUUAACAGCCAUGAGUGACUGAGAACAUGUUCCUGCCUGGUUCUACAGGCUCUGUGUAUAGUUUGGUUCCCUCGUUUUAAGAGGAGGCUUUUGUGUCGUGUCCUGUUGGGAACGCGGAUACAUCAGCCAGACUGUCGAGUGAUAUGACUGUGCCUUGAUCCAGGAAACGUUCUUGUUUUGUUUUGUUUUGUUUUUUUGAACACAAACAUGAGUCAAAACACCACCGUUCACUAAAUUCCCUUCUGGGAAAUGUAAAAAAAAAUUAUACAUCGAUGUGCCUUUUACUUUCGAUAUCUUUGUUUUAUCAAGUGCUCUGAAGUCAUAACAAGCAGGUGCUGCACUGGUCACGUGACUUAACACGGGCUCAGAAAACAGAGCAGGAAUGUCGUCCCUGACUCAGAAACAGUGUGUGUGUUUACCUAGAAAGAAAGAGAAAGUCGUUUCUGUUAAAGCCAAAGAGAUCUAAAUAAGCACUAGGGUUUGUUUUUGUUUUUCUUUCUUUUUCUUUUUGAAAGCUGUUGAUUAAUUGUGUCCGGGUUUAAGCUACAGGACCAAACGUCAGGCUCGAAUGUUAAAAUGGGACCUUUUCAAGUGCAAGAACGAACGGACUCAUGAAUGUAUUAGAUCUUGUGCUGUUUAAAUUGAAUCUGGCUUUUUUUUGUUUUUGUUUGUUUGUUUUUGAAAGUGAAAAGUCAUCUUUUGUUAAAUGUUGAAAUUUAAAUCCUUGCUGGUUUGCUCGGGUUUGCACAACAACUGUUCUGUAAAUACUUGUGUAUUGAAUUUUUAUAAUUUUGUGGCAGUGGUCACAUGACCAUAUUUAAGUUAAAUUAAAAAAAAAAAACACUGAUAA